AUGAAGAUUGUCUGGAGAAUUCUGUUGGAUGGUUCUGUUACAGUUGGUUCUCAUCCUAUCCAAAAACACUUUGGAUUGAGUCAUCUUAAUAUCUGCAAGAAAGACAAUCAGAUAAAGGCCCUAAUCAUGUCUAACCCCUGGAAAAGACAUUUGCCUUUUACACGAAUCCUGUUGCGUCCUUGGCUUAGUGAGAAUGGGGCAGAAUACAAUAACUGUACAUGUGGCUGACAGAUACAAUUCAAAAAUUUUCACAGGCUCAUUGUGGACAUCAUCCUAAUGAUUAAAGUAUGCAGACGUUUCCGCACUGGACUGAAAGGACUGUCAGGUUUUCACCUGAUAGAGAAAGAUUGUCGUGGAGAAAUUGAAGAGGACAUGAAAGGCUCCAAUAUUAUUUUUAAUCGACAUGAAUUCAGCGUUUCAAAGGAACAUUUUCCUUUUAGAGCAAUCCAAAUAACUAAGAAGCCGCCAUCGUGGAGGACCGAAUCAGAAAUAAACUACUUGCGAAACCGCUUGCAUUUUUUAGAAAGUUUCCGACAAUAUAGCCCAACACUGCAGUACCUUUUGGCCAAAGUGAUUCGCUUUGAACGAUUUGGCCGCAGAAGAGUGGUCAUAAAAAAGGGGCAUCAAGCAGCCGCCUUUUACUUCAUUUAUUUUGGUACAGUUGCUGUCACAGAUGAUGAGGAUGGUAGCUCUGCCUUUGUGGAAGCAGCUCCAAUUACAAUUCAUAGGGGUGCUUCUUUUGGGGAAAUUGCCCUUUUGCAAAAAACAAGAAGAAUUGCCACUAUUGUCUGUAUGGAGGAAACGGAAUUGCUGGUGGUGGAUAAAAAGGAUUUUUUUGCCUUUAAACUGGAUAAGGAGCUUCAACGUGAAUUCAAAAUCCGCUAUGAUUAUUUGAGGAAUCUAGACCUUUUUGAAACACUGCCUGAUUCUUCAAUAGAUAAAAUAGCUAAUUUCUGCAAAAUUGAGAGAUUCCAUUUUGGACAGGUGAUUAGCACUGACUUUGCGGAAACUUGCUGUAUGUUAUUUAUUACCAAGGGCAUUUGUGAAGUACUGCGACUAAUUAACCUCAACACUUGUCCAUCUUAUCAAAAAUGGAUCGCUAAACAGCUGCAUUUCCCCAAACACAAAGUAUCCGUAAAAGAAAGGCAGAAAAUGAAUGCUGCAAUUGCCUGUGUUGAUAGAUUCAAAAGCACCAUGUGGGCCUCUUACUCUGGACACCAAUUGAGGAACCUGAAGAACUAUUACAUACAGCAAAAUAUUUCAUCUAGUGAAAGCUGUGACAAGCAGAUCUGUCAUUCGAAUAAGAAUUGUAGAAGUUUAGUGAUAAAUAUGCAGAAAAGUGAUGAAAGCCUCCUACCUGAGCCACUGCAACCUGAUGAACAAGAGAGCGUGCAGAACAUUGUAUCAGGGGAAAUCAGACAGAGAUCCACAUACUCUACAGCCUAUGGAGAAUUGCCAGAUUCUGUUGCUGCAGCUGUAUAUAUCCGACUAGAUCAGCUACAUAAAGGAGACUACAUAAUGAAUCUGGAAGACAAUCGUGUCAUCAUUUUGGUCAGUCAAGGAGCUGAGAUCAUCCAAGUGAAAAAAGAAAAGAUUGAGUCAUGGGCUGAUGACGUUACUACCAUGAAAUUGAACAAACUGAAGAUUAAAUAUCCCAGUGAUGAUGAGCUGUGUCAGGUCUUCCUUCGACAGAACGCCUGGGAGAUGUUUAAGAAAGAUCUAUUGAAACUUGUGAUGCAGCGGAAACUCAUGAAGAUGGUACGUCCUCCACAUCCAUGCCCUACAGCUGAAGUCUAUGAUUCUUGGAGUUUGAAUCAAGAAGGAAUCUUGGAUCUUUCUCCUUUAUGCAACAGAAUGCCAUGUCCGCCAGAUAGACACAAAUAUGUCCCUGCUCGAUUAACCCAUAUAAAAGAAAGUCUACCAGAUAUUCAACCAAAAUUGGUUCAUGGCAUCUCAGUAGUGCGUCCCAAUUUGGAUGGAGCAUUUUAGCAGCGUCAGGGUUUUGGAUGUAUAAGUUAGUAACAUAGGUGCAGUUCUAAAAGACUGAAGGAUGAUACUGCUAAUGUCUUUAUGGC
This is a messenger RNA of Candoia aspera, 2075 nucleotides long. RefSeq names its product cyclic nucleotide binding domain containing 2 (gene CNBD2). The record is from RefSeq and is a predicted model, not a curated record. Gene Ontology annotation, molecular function: cAMP binding. Lineage: Eukaryota; Metazoa; Chordata; Lepidosauria; Squamata; Candoiidae. Gene Ontology annotation, biological process: spermatogenesis. The transcript is spliced from 13 exons.